Molecule: messenger RNA, 1259 nt
Organism: Sorghum bicolor (sorghum)
Lineage: Eukaryota; Viridiplantae; Streptophyta; Magnoliopsida; Poales; Poaceae
Exons: 4
Coding region: 30-1259 (409 amino acids)
Source: RefSeq, a predicted model, not a curated record
UGGGUUCCGCCCCCCCUAACCCUCCUCCUAUGACGGAGGAAGAGAAGGCCGUCGCCUCUGCACGGCGGCUCGAGGAUCCUCCGAAGUGUCAUUGCGGAGAACAAGCCGUGAUAAAUCCACGGAAUGAACUAGAGUUUGUUUGUCCUCUGCGGCGUGAAGAUCGUGGUUUUCGAAAGUGCCGUUUCAAGGAGUGGAUCUAUGGUCCAAAGAGCCAUUGGCCAGAGCCUGAGAAGCAGGAGGAGGUUCUAGAGUGGAAGAAGAAGCGGAGGUCUAUUGCGCCUCCCGUGAUGUGCAAAUGUGGUGUUGAAGCUAGCUACGGCCUAGUUCCUUCAGGUCUUGGGAUUGGCCACUUCUGUGGCCACAUGAUCGACUAUGAUGAGAGCACUCAGAAAUGCAAAUGGGAAUCAUCUGAUGAUGUGUUUAAGUUCAAAGAUGAAUAUAAGGCAAGAGUAGCAGUUCGCAAGACGAGAGGUUAUCCUACAAACUACGUCACUGAUUUUGUGAAGGACCAUAAGAAGAAAAUGCUUGCAUUCGCCCAGGAGUUGCGUGUUCGUAACCCUGCGAGUAUUGCAUGGAAGAAGUGGUCCGAGGAGAGGGAAAAGGAGAUAGAGGAGUACCGUGCAAGCAAGGCUGAAGAGCAUGCAAGGAAGGCUGCGGAGGAGGCUGAGCGAGUUGAGAUGCAAUGCUUGAACGAUACUAUUGCCUCAUUAUGUGCUAAGAUUGGAUGCACCGGAAACUGGCAAGCAGAUGUGGGCCGUGCUAAGUACGCGGAGAAUAUGAUAUUAGGGCGGGACGGUGCAGUUGGUGGCACUGCUAGCCGUCCGAUUGUGGUCGAAGAGGAGGCCGAGGCGGAGGAAGACGACGACACCGGAAGGAUAGGCGACCUCAUUCGUCUUGCCGAGGAAUUGGGGUACCCUCAGGAGGAGCAUGACUAUGAAAUGGGAAGGAUAGGCGACCUACUUCGUCUUUCAGAGGAGGGUGAGGCGUCAGGGCCGAUGCCUGUCGGUGCCUCAGAGGAGGGUGAGGCUGCAUACCACAACCAGAAGACAUCGGUCUACGACUCAUGGUGGCCAACAGACAUGACCGAGGAAGAGGGACAGUUAUACUCUCAGGCGGCAGAAGAGGCGGAGGCAGCUUACUACGAGAGACAGGCUAGUGAGGCCAAGGCAGCGGAGGCGAGCAUGGGUAAGGAGGCUGUAGUGGACGAUUGGGAGUCCGAGGACGAGUUGCUUACGCAGUGGUGCACGCAGUUUGAUUGA